AUGGCAGCCCCCACAGAAGUCACACUUCGCAAUCUAAGCGGUACCUGGACUUUAAGCACUUCCCUCUCCGAUGAUCCCUCACCGGCGCUGGAAUUGCAGGAUGUUUCCUGGUUAGUGCGAAACGUCAUCGCUAACGCCCCUGUCACUAUCUCCAUCACUCAAACCGUGGACCCCACAACUGGAGUCACCAAGAUCGCAUCUACGCAGUCCACGCUCGGGCGAACGGUGUCGGAUGUCCGGUAUCUGGAAUGGGAAGUCGAGGACCAGCAGAACCACCCGCUGUUUGGCAGCUUGAGUAUGCGCAGUCGGUGGGCAAAGGCGAGCGAUCUGGGAGAGGGAUUCUUGAUCGGGAACGCGGAUGGCGAAGCGGAGUUAAUUGAAGUUCUCGCCCAUGGAACCAUGGCUGGAUGGACUAGCCAUCAGGUCUGGGCUUUUGAAGAGAUCGACGGGCACCGGUAUCACACUCGUCGGGCUCUCAUUACCAAGGGAGAUCAACAGGUGCAGGUCCGUAUGGUGUAUGACUGGCAGACUGAGGAGUAA
Messenger RNA from Aspergillus alliaceus, 540 nucleotides. RefSeq lists its product as uncharacterized. The transcript is spliced from 2 exons. The record is from RefSeq and is a predicted model, not a curated record. NCBI's taxonomy places the organism in Eukaryota, Fungi, Ascomycota, Eurotiomycetes, Eurotiales, Aspergillaceae. The coding region runs from base 1 to 540 and encodes 179 amino acids.